Molecule: messenger RNA, 11158 nt
Organism: Acipenser ruthenus (sterlet)
Lineage: Eukaryota; Metazoa; Chordata; Actinopteri; Acipenseriformes; Acipenseridae
Product: sodium channel protein type 2 subunit alpha-like
Exons: 27
Coding region: 395-6358 (1987 amino acids)
Biological process (GO): membrane depolarization during action potential; sodium ion transmembrane transport; neuronal action potential
Cellular component (GO): voltage-gated sodium channel complex; axon; plasma membrane
Molecular function (GO): voltage-gated sodium channel activity; protein binding
Source: RefSeq, a predicted model, not a curated record
CGCACUACUUUCUGACCAGCGAUAGUCUGCAUCAGGUUGCUAAGGAGUUUACACGAGCAUCACCAGACGUUCCUUCCUUCUUGACUGUUCGAAGAGCUAGCGUCAUCCCUACCCAGUACUAAAUUACCGGAAACGAUCAGGGUGUUACAAGGAGAGACUAGCAGCAACUCCAUAGUUCGCUCCCUCUGAUCGUGAUUGUCUGCUGUAACCGGGAAGAUAUUUUUGGACGGCAACAUAAAGGCAACUAAAUCUGUCCAUAUUACAAAAAGGUGCAGAGCUACACCCAUUUGAAGGGAUCUACAGAAAAUGUGCACAUUGCACACCUACCUUGGUUGAUUAUGCACUUUCCUAAGCAGAAGGCUAACCGUUAACUUUGAAGGCGCAGGAUGAAAAGAUGGCUCAACGGCUUGUGCCGCCAGGACCUGAAAGCUUCCACCUGUUUUGCCGAGAAUCUCUUGAUGCCAUUGAAAAGCGCAUUGCAGAGGAGAAAGCAAAGAAACCAAAAGGGGACCGUCGUGAUAAUGACGAUGAAAAUGGCCCAAAGCCAAAUAGUGACUUGGAAGCUGGAAAAUCACUGCCAUUUAUUUAUGGUGACACCCCUAAAGGAAUGGUUUCAGAACCCUUGGAAGAUCUAGAUCCAUAUUACAUGAAUGAAAAAACCUUUAUAGUAUUGAACAGAGGGAAGACAAUCUUCCGAUUUAAUGCCACACCUGCCUUGUACAUCUUAAGUCCUUUCAAUCCUCUUAGAAAACUAGCGAUUAAGAUAUUGGUACAUUCAAUGUUCAGCAUGCUUAUCAUGUUAACUAUCAUGACCAACUGUACGUUUAUGACCUUGAGCAACCCUCCUGAUUGGGCAAAGAAUGUUGAGUACACAUUCACUGGAAUUUACACAUUUGAAUCACUUCUAAAAAUUCUUGCAAGGGGCUUCUGUAUAGGUAAAUUUACAUUCCUUCGAGACCCAUGGAACUGGCUGGAUUUCACUGUAAUCCUCAUGGCAUAUUUGACAGAGUUUGUGGACCUGGGCAAUGUCUCAGCAUUGAGAACAUUCCGUGUUCUCCGAGCGUUGAAAACAAUAUCAGUCAUACCAGGCCUGAAGACAAUUGUGGGCGCCCUGAUCCAAUCGGUGAAGAAGCUCUCGGAUGUAAUGAUUUUGACUGUGUUUUGUCUAAGUGUUUUUGCACUAAUAGGGCUUCAACUAUUUAUGGGCAAUUUAAGACAAAAAUGUAUACGGUGGCCACCUGCCGAAUCGGGUUCCAAUUUAACUUUCUCCUUGAACAGCACAAUGGAUGUAAAUGGAACAGUGUUAAACUUAACUGAGAACGCAUUCAACUGGACGACAUACAUCAAUGACAAAACAAAUUAUUACUUCAAAAAUGGACAUAGGGAUGCUUUGCUGUGUGGCAACGGCAGUGACGCGGGGCAAUGCCCUGAAGGAUUUAAAUGUAUAAAAGGGGGCAGAAACCCAGAUUAUGGAUACACAAGUUUUGACACAUUUGGUUGGGCUUUCCUAUCAUUGUUUCGAUUAAUGACUCAAGACUUCUGGGAAAAUCUGUAUCAGCAGACCCUACGAGCAGCUGGGAAAACGUACAUGUUAUUCUUUGUGCUGGUCAUUUUCCUGGGAUCCUUCUACCUUGUGAACUUGAUUCUGGCUGUAGUUGCCAUGGCCUACGAUGAACAAAACCAAGCAACACUGGAAGAAGCGGAACAGAAGGAGGCAGAAUUCCAGGCAAUGCUUGAGCAACUGAAGAAACAGCAAGAAGAUGCACAGGCUGCCGCUGCUGCAGCUGCCAAUGAGUAUGGGGAGUACAGUGGAGGCUGCGGAGUCACUGAGAGCUCCUCAGAGGCAUCGAAACUCAGCUCCAAGAGUGCCAAGGAACGGAGAAACAGGCGCAAAAAGAGAAAACAGAAAUAUGAGGAUGAGGAAAAAGGGGACACUGAUAAAUUUCACAAAUCAGAAUCUGAAGACAACAUAAAAAGAAAAGGCUUUGGCUUUUCUAUUGAUGGAAACAGGCUUAGCUAUGAAAAGAGAUAUUCCUCCCCACACCAGUCUCUGCUGAGUAUUCGGGGCUCCCUGUUUUCUCCUCGACGCUACAGCAAAGCAAGCCUGUUCAGCUUCAGAGCGCGUAGGGAUGUAGGCUCCGAGAAUGAUUUUGCAGACGACGAACACAGCACCUUUGAAGACAGCGAAAGCAGAAGGGGUUCACUGUUUGUGCCGCAUAUGCAGGAGAGACGCAACAGUACCAUCAGCCAGACCAGUAGAUCAUCCAGAGUAAUGCUUCCCAUCAAUGGAAAGAUGCACUGCAACGUGGAUUGCAAUGGAGUGGUUUCGCUAGUGGGUGGACCAUCAGGGCCAACCUCACCUGUUGGACGCCUUCUGCCAGAGGCUACCACCACAACUGAAACUGAGACCAAGAAGAAAAGAUCUGGGUCUCAUCAGAUGUCAAUGGACUUUUUAGAUGAGCCUACUGCAAGGCAAAGAGCUUUAAGUGUGGCAAGCAUUUUAACAAACACCAUGGAUGAACUAGAAGAAUCACGACAAAAAUGCCCACCAUGUUGGUACAAAUUUGCUAACACUUACCUCAUAUGGGACUGCAGCCCAAACUGGCUUAAAAUCAAGACGAUAGUGAAUUUAAUUGUAAUGGAUCCUUUUGUAGACCUUGCAAUCACUAUCUGCAUUGUUUUGAACACAUUAUUCAUGGCCAUGGAGCAUUAUCCAGUGACCCCGGAGUUUGACAAUGUGCUGUCUGUGGGAAACCUGGUGUUUACUGGAAUCUUCACUGCAGAAAUGAUUUUCAAAAUUUGUGCUAUGGACCCAUACUAUUAUUUUCAAGAAGGCUGGAACAUUUUUGAUGGCAUUAUUGUGAGCCUUAGCUUAAUGGAGCUUGGUCUGGCAAAUGUUGAUGGGCUGUCUGUCCUGAGGUCAUUCAGACUGCUGAGAGUGUUUAAAUUAGCCAAGUCCUGGCCAACGUUGAACAUGCUCAUCAAGAUCAUUGGCAAUUCUGUGGGAGCUCUUGGAAACUUGACUUUGGUGCUCGCCAUCAUUGUUUUCAUUUUUGCUGUGGUGGGAAUGCAGCUGUUCGGAAAGAACUACAGAGACUGCGUUUGCAAAAUUGAUGAGAAUUGCGAGCUACCACGCUGGCACAUGUUUGAUUUCUUUCAUUCCUUCUUGAUUGUGUUCCGAGUACUGUGUGGAGAGUGGAUUGAGACCAUGUGGGACUGCAUGGAGGUAGCUAGUCAGAGCAUGUGCCUCAUUGUAUUCAUGAUGGUUAUGGUGAUUGGGAACCUUGUGGUAUUGAAUUUGUUCCUGGCUUUGCUUCUGAGCUCAUUUAGCGCAGACAAUCUUGCUGCUACAGACGAUGAUAGCGAAAUGAACAAUCUACAGAUUGCUGUGGGAAGGAUUCAGAGAGGCAUUGACUUCACGAAAAAAACCCUCAGAGAAUUCUUUCAAAACACGUGCAUAAGAAACAAGAAGGUUCUUAAUGAAAUCAAGCCCCUUGGAGAGCUGCACAACAUGAAAGACAGCUGCAUUUCCAAUCACACAACAGUUGAGUUAAUCAAGGAGCCAGAUUGCCAUAAGGACAGCGAUGGAAUAAGCAGCAAUGAGGAAAAGAACAUGAUCGAUGAAAGUGAUUACAUGUCCUUCAUCCAUAAUCCUAGCCUCACGGUGACAGUGCCAAUUGCAAUGGGAGAGUCCGACUUUGAGAACCUCAACACAGAGGAAUUCAGCAGUGAAUCGGACAUUGAAUGCAGCAAAGAGCAACUAAAUCAGUUCAGCUCCUCCGAGGGAAGUACUGUCAACAUCCAACCGCUUGGAGAAGGAGAGCCGAUAGAAGUGGAACCCGAGGAAUCCCUCGAGCCUGAAGCCUGUUUUACUGAAGGAUGUGUACGGAAGUUCCAGUGCUGUCAGGUGAACACAGAGAAAGGCAAAUGGAAAAUGUGGUGGAACCUGAGAAAAACGUGUUUCAGGAUUGUCGAACACAACUGGUUUGAAACGUUCAUCAUCUUUAUGAUCCUUCUCAGCAGUGGUGCGUUGGCUUUUGAAGAUAUUUACAUUGAGCAGAAGAAGACCAUCAAGAUCGUGCUAGAAUAUGCUGAUAAAGUCUUUACCUACAUCUUCAUUUUGGAAAUGCUUCUGAAGUGGGUGGCCUAUGGGUUUGCGAAGUAUUUUACCAAUGCCUGGUGCUGGCUGGACUUCCUGAUUGUUGAUGUGUCUUUAAUCAGCUUAACAGCCAAUGCCUUGGGCUACUCGGAACUAGGUGCCAUUAAGUCUCUUAGGACACUGCGAGCAUUGAGACCUUUAAGGGCCCUGUCACGGUUUGAAGGGAUGAGGGUGGUCGUCAAUGCUCUCCUUGGAGCAAUUCCAUCAAUCAUGAAUGUGCUCCUGGUUUGUCUUAUAUUCUGGCUCAUUUUUAGUAUAAUGGGUGUGAAUUUGUUUGCUGGGAAGUACUAUCACUGUGUUAACACCACGGAUGGCGAGCGCUUCCCGAUUAGUGUUGUUAACAACAAGAGCGAAUGCCUGAUGCUGAACCAGAGUGCCCGCUGGAAGAACGUGAAAAUCAACUUUGACAAUGUGGGGGCCGGUUACCUGGCACUACUGCAAGUGGCCACAUUCAAAGGAUGGAUGGACAUUAUGUAUGCAGCUGUGGAUUCACGUAAUUUGGAGUACCAACCUGAUUACGAAGUUAAUCUCUAUAUGUACCUGUACUUCGUUAUAUUUAUAAUAUUUGGAUCCUUCUUCACAUUAAACCUUUUCAUUGGUGUCAUCAUUGACAACUUCAAUCAACAGAAGAAAAAGUUUGGGGGUCAGGAUAUCUUCAUGACAGAGGAACAGAAAAAAUACUACAAUGCAAUGAAGAAGCUUGGAUCAAAGAAACCACAAAAGCCAAUUCCUAGACCAAUGAACAAGUUCCAAGGACUCGUGUUUGAUUUUGUUACAAAACAAGUCUUCGAUAUUACCAUUAUGAUUCUCAUCUGCCUUAACAUGAUUACCAUGAUGGUAGAAACAGAUGACCAGACUGAACAAAUGCAAAACAAUCUUUACAGGGUUAAUUUAGUCUUCAUUAUACUUUUCACUGGUGAAUGUGUUCUGAAGGUGGUUUCACUCCGACACUAUUACUUUACCAUCGGCUGGAACAUUUUCGACUUUGUGGUGGUGAUUCUCUCCAUAGUUGGCAUGUUUCUUGCGGAGAUAAUUGAAAAAUACUUUGUUUCACCAACCUUGUUCAGAGUUAUUCGACUUGCCAGAAUUGGCCGCAUCCUUCGACUUAUUAAGGGUGCCAAAGGAAUCCGCACACUUCUCUUUGCCUUGAUGAUGUCACUUCCUGCCUUGUUCAACAUUGGUCUACUGCUCUUUUUAGUUAUGUUUAUCUAUGCCAUUUUUGGCAUGUCAAAUUUUGCCUAUGUGAAAAAGGAAUCUGGUAUUGAUGACAUGUUCAACUUUGAAACCUUUGGCAACAGUAUGAUCUGCUUGUUUCAAAUUACAACAUCUGCUGGUUGGGAUGGUUUGCUGGCUCCCAUUCUUAACAGAGGGCAACCAGAUUGUGACAGCGAGAUAGAUCAUCCAGGUAGUUCUAUAAAAGGAAACUGUGGAAACCCGUCUGUGGGCAUUCUCUUCUUUGUCAGCUACGUUAUUAUAUCUUUUCUAAUUGUGAUAAACAUGUACAUUGCCAUUAUUCUGGAAAACUUUAGCGUCGCUACUGAGGAGAGUGCAGAACCGCUAAGUGAGGAUGAUUUUGAAAUGUUCUAUGAAGUCUGGGAGAAGUUUGACCCUGAUGCGACUCAGUUUAUGGAAUUUGCUAAACUCUCCAAUUUUGCUGAUGCUUUGGAGCCUCCGCUUCGUGUAGCAAAGCCAAAUACAAUCCAGCUCAUUGCCAUGGACCUGCCCAUGGUUAGUGGGGAGCGAAUUCAUUGCCUUGACAUAUUGUUUGCGUUCACAAAACGUGUGUUGGGGGAGGGCGGAGAAAUGGACGCUCUCCGCGGGCAAAUGGAAGAACGCUUCAUGGCAUCAAAUCCAUCCAAGGUCUCUUAUGAACCAAUAACUACAACUCUACGUCGCAAGCAGGAACACAUGUCUGCCAUUGUCAUUCAGAGAGCCUUCAGAUGCUACCUAAUCAGGCGAACAGUUAAAAAAGCCUCUUAUUUGUUCAAAGAAAACAUUAAAGCAGGUCAAAACCUACUUGAGAGAGAAAAAAUGGUGAUCGAUAAAUUUAAUGACAACUCAACCACAGAAAAAACGGAUGUAACGCCUUCCACGGCUUCCCCACCUUCCUAUGACAGUGUGACCAAACCAGACAAAUAUGAGAGAGACAAAGAAGAGAAGGAUGACAGGGGCAAAGAGUUCAGGGAGUAUAAAAAGUAAAAAGGAAAACAAAAUGCAAGCUUAAAAUUCCAUUUAUAUGACAACAUUGUUUACAGCCUGUGAAGGUGACCUGUGUCAAGGGGACUCCUUGUUUGUGUGGAGAUCUAUGCCAAACUGAUUACUAAUCUUUCAAAGUGCUUACUAAUCUUUCAAACCCUCAUCAGGACACUGUGACUCCAACUGGCAGAGGGGAGUCCAGAAUCUGGAUGAGGGGGUUACUGUUUUUGCUACACAGUUGAUGCUACUAAAGAGUCAACAUGGCUACUCAAAAAAAGGGACCAGAAAAUGUUUUUCUUAAGUGUAGUUUAAAUCUAAAACUCUUUAGUAUGACUACUAUUAACACCCAGUGUCUUGCAUUCCAACUGCCAUAUUUUUUUUUAACACAAUCUUUGUUGUUGAUGUCAUUGUUUUUAAUUUAUAGUUUGUUUAUUAUACACUGAGUAUUUUUGUAAAUAGACUUUAUGUUAACAAGAGGGGGCUUAUGUACUGCUUUAAUGGUAAGAGGGUCACAAACAAACAAACAAAUAAACAAAAACAAACAAAACCAACAAAGUUCUUGCAUGCUGCUUCCAUAAAUCAUGCAUGAAGUCCAAAAAAAAGUAUAUUUUUGACUCCCGAGUGGCGCAUCCAGUAAAGGCGCUCCGCGUGGAGUGCAGGAUAUGCCCUAUAGUAUGGAAAUCGCGAGUUCGAGUCCAGGCUAUUCCUUUGUCGACCGAGGACGGGAGCUUCCAGGAGGCUUCCAGGAGGCAGCGCCGCCCUGGGGGAGGGAGGGUUAGGUCGGCCAGGGUAUCCUCGGCUCACCGCGCACCAGCGACCCCUGUAGUCUGGCCGGGCACCUGCGGGCUUGCCUGUAAGCUGCCUGAGAGCUGCGUUGUCCUCCAAGUAUAUUUUUUAUCCCCUUCAGUGUUUCAGUGGCUCCCAACUAUUUGAGGUGUGUAUUUACCAUGUUUUGGUAAAUCCAGGUGUCUAUAUGUACCUUUAAAAAAAAAAAAGGAAAUGGGUUGUGAAGCAUAAGGAUAAGACAUGAGUCUUAUUAAGCCAUCUCUAGCUAUCAGUAAGGUUCACAUUUUAUGUGGCCAUGAAAUCCCACUGUGUGUAAAUAGUUAUUUUACUCCGUGGUGCAUAUUUGAGCAAACAAGAUUCUUGGCACAGUGGUUGUUGCAUUAAAUAUGUACCACUUUGUCUAGAUUGCAAGCUUUUGACAGGAUAUAUGCUGUAUUCUAUAUCAUACACAGUUUGGAAGCUGUCACUGAUGCAUGUUAAUAUUGCCUAUUCCAUCCCCUGCAGAGGAGUCUUCAAUUUUGGGAAGCCAUAUGUCAGUGGUGAAGUGAAACUAAUUGUUCAACAAGACCUCAUUCCUCCAUAUCAUUAAGCAACAGUUUCCUGUGUUUCUGUUCUUUUUUUAAAAAGAAGAAAUGUUUCGUUUUAGGUUUUUUAUGUUUAAAAUGGAUAUUGUCUUCUGUAUAGCCAUACUGUACAGAACACCAGCUUACAACUGGUCAAAAUAAGUGGUUAGAUUUUACUAGAUGUGAAUAUAAAUAUUGUAAGAUAUUCUUUUUUUUUUUUUGUACAUAAAAUAUGCUGUUAAAAUGGGCUUCAGGUCAACACCAUGGCCAUGUGUGUUACUUUAGAUCCAUAGCACUUUUUUCAUUCAAGAACUUCCCUGAAUAAACGAAAAUGGUAAUUUAAUUAUUUUUUAAUUCUUGCACAUAUUUUUCAUAUGUAGUUUUGUUUUGUGUAAACUGGAAUCACAAUCCUCUUGUUUCUGCAUAGUGGUAUCUUGAAACAGGGACAUGGGAUACAUCGCCUACUGUAUGAAUCAACAGUGUGGCCUGUCAACAGGGCUACUCUGGUCAUAGUCUUUGAAUCUCAAGUACUUUUAAAAUUGAAAUGUAUUUAUGAAUUUAUUUUUUAUCACACACAUAUUCAUUCUGCACUAAGAACUACUGUACAUGGAAUAUGGGUCCACAGUUACUUUUGGUUCACAAGAACACAAGGUAACUUUUAUGUAUUUUUGUGCACACCCCGGCAUUCAAUAGACUCUGUCUUUUACUAAGCUGAUCAACGUGUAGUGUAUUAGUGAACAGCAUGUGGGACAAUGCUAUUACUCAUGGUAAAAUACAUUAUAAAAAGCCAAAAGAAUAAACGCUACAGUUUUUUUCCCCCCUCAGGUAUGUCUGUUAGCAAUUUGUUAUUCAAUAGGCAUUCACCAGAGUGAACAUAGAACAUUAACACAAAUGAUAUGUUUAAUGUAGCAUCUCUUUUUCUGUAUUGGUCCAAGUAAGGUAUGUUUGCUUAAUAAUGUCUAAUGGGUUAUAUUUAAUAAAAUUGUUAAACCACAAAAAGCCAUUAUGUGUAUUGAAAUCUAUAAGUCAGAAAUGUAUGGUUAUAGCCACAUUAUUUUGGUUAUUAUUAUGUUUAGUUUUACACAGUGGAUAGGUUACUGCUCCACUGAAAAGCUUGCACCACUUAAAUGUAAAACAAUAAAGAAAAGAAGAACCUAAAAUAUUAGCAUUCUUAGAUAAUUAUUUAUAGAAAAGCAAUACAACCCUUGCACUGGAACAACAGCUUAGUAAAUCAGGCCUUAAAGGGCACAUAAAUACCUUUUUAUUUUAUUGUAUUACAUGUUCCCAUGUGUUGCUACAAUGUUUACAUAAGGUGUGUGUGUAUUGUUUUAAUUUUUUUUUUUUACAUUUUGACCACUUUUUUAAACUUUUAAAUUGCAUUCCCUGCCUCAAGAUGGCUUCCCAUGCACCUGCAUGGACCUCUCGCAACUGCAUUUCCCAUCAUCCUCCUGCUCACUGGUAAAUCCAUCUCAGUUACAUAUGUGAGCAGGAGGAUGAUGGGAAAUGUAGUUCUGAGAGGUCCAUGUGGGUACAUGAGAAGCCAUCUUGAGGAAGGAAAAAAAGAAAGAAAUAUUAAAACAACACACAUCCCUUACAUAAACAGUUAUAGCAACACAUGGGAACAUGUAACACAAUAAAAUAAAAAGGUCAUUAUGUGCCCUUUAAGUUAAUUUUGCACAGGAUUAAAUGAAAGCAUUCUGUUUUAACAAUUUUUGCAAAACAUUUUGCCAAACAUUUUUGUGUGUGUGUGUUGUUAUUUAUAUUACAAUUAGCUUUUGGCAAAAUAUCCAUCAUAAUUCCAGACAGAAGAUUAAAUAACGCAACGGCUAGGGUGUUUACAAAGAAUGUACCAACCUGGUUUUAUAUAUAUCAGGGGUCAGACGUUUGUUUUUAGCAUUAGAAGUACACUACUUUAUCAUUCUUCCAGAAAUACUCUUCAUCCUAACUCUCCCAUAACAUAAUUCUAGCACUGCUUCAUAAACACAAGGAUUGGAUCAUUUUGUUGUCAGCGAUUUCAGUGAGGUAAAAUGUUCAAGUUACAACCAGACCUCUUAAAUGGCAUAAGGAGAAACAAGAGUUUAGGGCCAGAAACAGUUCCUGCAUAAUACCCUUGGAAUGAUGAAAAACUAUUUGUGAAUUAACAUGUCUAAUUUAAUAUACUUUUUUAGCUGGGGAAUAUAUAUAUAUAUAUAUAUAUAUAUAUAUAUAUAUAUAUAUAUAUACAUGUUCCAUUUAUAGUUGGAAUUGGGCCCAAAAUUAAUCAAAUAGUCAAUUUUGAAGUCUUAAGGUGAAUACUAACUAGCCGCUAAAGCAUUAAAUAAUCGUUGGUAAUGUUUCCUUGAAAUUCUACCAAAAUGAUUCAUCCUCACAAUUAUAAAUUGUGUUUAAAAAAAAUCCAAGCCAUAUGCAUGUUGUUCUCAGCAUUCAUAUUUUCACAUUUUGCUUUUCAUGUACCAUGUACCCCAAAUGUGCUGCAUUAACGGUGGAAUGGAAGUACCAUUCUAUUCAGCAAUGACAAAAAUGGUUAUCAACCAUAGAUGCAGAGAAAACACCCCAAACCGUAACAUAGUAUAUUUGAUAAGACCUUAUUUUUACAUUUCAUGCUAUAGGCAAUUUGCAAAAAUGGUGAUCAUUUUGUGGUCUCCAGUACGGUACUGUGUGUUUCUUAGGCCAGUUUGGCAAUUUGCCCAUUUUUCUGGUGCUUUGAAUUCUGUAUUUAUUAUUUUUGUAACUCUUUGGAGGAGCCACGCUGCAACAAAUAACGGCUUAUCCGUUCAUACAAUGCCUGUCUAUGAAUCUGCCUGUCUAUCUUUCUACCUCGCUAUCUCUCUUUGUAUUUAUCUGUCUGCCGGUCUACAUGUCUUACUAUCUCUUUCUGUAUUGUUAUGGUGGGCUCUAUACAUGAUAUUGUGCAGCAUGUAAACAUGAAAUGUGUUUCUGCUAUUUAAUUUUGCUUUAAAUGUGUGUUAUUGAUAGGUCGUCAUUUCCUUUAAGCAAUGUAAAAUACAAAAAUGUAGAGCAGGGUUAAAACAAAAUUAUUGAUAGCAACUUUCAUGUUUAUUUAGAUGUAUGAUGUCAUGUUAAUACUAGACUGUCAGUCUCUGUGCAAUGCAUUGUGUCAGGGCUAUAAAUAUAUCACAUUCUGGAGCACUCGAUCAUCAGUCUUUGAGCUUGGUUCCUGUAAUUAGGCCAUAAAUAAUGAAAAGGUUAUGAUAUUGGUCCCCAUGCGUAAACAUUCCUCACUUGUAAUAUGUACUGUUCUUGAACUAUUAUAAAAAAUAUUUUAUACCACAAAAAGUGACUUUUGAACUUUUUGAUUCUUUUUAAUGAAUCAUUUUAACAUUUCUAAUACUAGAAUAUACAGUAUAUGGAUGACAUUUGUGUUUAACUAAGGUGAAAAUUAGGAUGGGGCCAUUCUAUUUUGACAUUACAAUAAAUAAACAGGAAAAAUACA